Messenger RNA from Encephalitozoon intestinalis ATCC 50506, 1275 nucleotides. RefSeq names its product 26S proteasome regulatory subunit 4. NCBI's taxonomy places the organism in Eukaryota, Fungi, Microsporidia, Unikaryonidae. Gene Ontology annotation, molecular function: ATP binding; ATP hydrolysis activity; proteasome-activating activity. Gene Ontology annotation, cellular component: proteasome regulatory particle, base subcomplex. The transcript has a single exon. The record is from RefSeq and is a predicted model, not a curated record. The coding region runs from base 1 to 1275 and encodes 424 amino acids. Gene Ontology annotation, biological process: proteasome-mediated ubiquitin-dependent protein catabolic process.
AUGAGUAGAGACAAAUCAGAGCAGGAUAAUCUUCAAGACACAACUACAAUAAACUUGAAGAGACGUAAAAGAGUGAAGGAAAGUAAGGCAGCUUCUAAACCUCCACAGGUAUAUCCUCAGAUGAAGUGUAAACUAAGGUACUUGAAAUUGAAGAAACUAGCUCAUUUGUUGUCAUUGGAGGACAGUAUAUUGAGCUUGUGCGAGCCUGACAAGUCCUCCGAAGGAUCCAACAGCCAAAAGCAUGUUGUCGAGCAACUUCGUGGGAGUCCUCUCUCUGUUGGGACACUUGAAGAGUUUAUUGACGACCAUCAUGGAAUAAUUACUACUGGUGUUGGCUUGGAGUACUAUGUCAAUAUAAUGUCCUUUGUUGACAAAGACUUGCUUGAGCCUGGAUGUACUGUUCUUUUGAACUAUAAAGACAACAGUGUUGUGGGAGUUCUGGAAGGAGAAAUGGAUCCUAUGGUUAAUGUAAUGAAAUUAGAAAAGGCACCUUCUGAGACUUACGCAGAUAUAGGAGGUCUUGAGGAGCAAAUCCAGGAAAUUAAGGAGAGUGUUGAACUUCCGCUUAUUAAUCCAGAGCUUUACCAGGAAAUGGGGAUAAAGCCCCCAAAGGGGGUAAUUUUAUAUGGGCUUCCUGGAACAGGAAAGACUCUUCUAGCUAAGGCUGUGGCAAACCAGACGUCUGCAACCUUCCUUAGGGUUGUUGGAACAGAACUGAUACAGGAGUACCUUGGAGAGGGGCCAAAGCUUGUUCGAGAACUUUUUAGGGUUGCCGACAUGCAUGCUCCAUCGAUAAUCUUCAUCGACGAGAUAGAUGCAAUUGGAGGAAGAAGAUACAACACAUCCUCUGGGGGUAGAAGAGAGGUUCAGAGGACAAUGUUAGAGCUCCUGAAUCAGCUGGACGGAUUUGAUACUAGGAAUGAUAUCAAGGUGAUAAUGGCUACUAAUAAGAUAGAGGCUCUUGAUCCGGCUUUGAUCAGGCCUGGAAGAAUCGACAGAAAGAUCGAAUUUGGAAUGCCAGACGCAGCUACAAAGAAGAAAAUCUUCGAUAUUCACACUUCAAGAAUGACUUUGGAUGAAAGUGUAAAUAUCGAAUCUUUGAUAACAAGUAAGGAGGAUUUGAGUGGUGCUGACAUAAAGGCUAUAUGCACGGAAGCUGGGAUGAUAGCAUUAAGAGAAAGAAGAAAAACUGUUACAAUGAAAGAUUUUAUUUCUGCAAGAGAAAAGGUAUUCUUUUCAAAACAGAAAAUGGUCUCAGCCGGGCUUUAUUCUUGA